Molecule: messenger RNA, 1599 nt
Organism: Rotaria sp. Silwood2
Lineage: Eukaryota; Metazoa; Rotifera; Eurotatoria; Philodinida; Philodinidae
Source: the annotation of a GenBank genome assembly
AUGACAACAAUAGAAACUAUUCAAAACGAUUCUAGCGAGAAAUUAUAUGAUAUAAUUAUUCAAAAACUCGAAUCUUUAUCAAAAAUAAAAUUUGCUGCAUAUCGUGUUGCAUGUAAACUUCGUAUAUUACAAAAAUAUUUAAAAUUAAGUUAUGUUGAUUAUAAUGUUCUUGUACGAGCAUUUAAUACUCAUCAAUUACAAUUUGGUGUUGAUACAACAGUAAUAUCAUUUGAAAAUGCACGAAUAGUUUUAGUAGCUAUUUAUCAAUUGAUAUCAUCAUAUCAUUUUAAUGAAAUAACUAUUGAAGAAACAGUUGAAGCAUCAUUAAAAUUUUUAUGUGAAAUUCUUAAUGUAAAAUUAGGUGAAGAUUUUGAUCUGAAUUCAUUUAAAAUAAUUCUUUUUGCAUUAUCAAAUGCAAGAUUACCAGAAAAAUAUCGAUGUUUUUUCCGACAAAUAACUUCACCAAAUGUAAUUGCAUCACAAGUUAAAUUAACAGAACUUUUUGAAAUACUUUUAAAAUUACCAAAUCAUUUUGAUAAUGUUGAUUCAUUUCAUGUGGAUAGUAUACCUGCUUGUGUUCAAAGUUGUCUUGAUCAUACUCAUGAUGGAAUUAUUCGUGAAGAUAUAUUUGUUAAUUGGAUGAGUCGUGAACCACAAACAUUAGUAUGGUUACCUACAUUACAUCGUUUAAUAGCAACUGAAACAGUUCGUCACGAAGCUCAAUGUAACGUUUGUAAAACAUAUCCACUCAUUGGCAUGCGCUAUCGUUGUCUUCGAUGUUUUAAUUUUGAUCUCUGUCAAACAUGUUUUUUUACGGGUGAUCAUGGACAAAAACAUGAUGGAACACAUCCGAUUGAAGAAUAUUGUAAACAAGUAACACCAUUUGAAGAUUUAAAAGCAUUUUUUGAAUUUAUUAAACUUAAAGUUGGUAAAAAUGAACUUAAACGUAAAGAACGUUAUCUUACUAUUGAACGAUCGAAAUCAUCUUCUGAUGUACAAGUUCAAAGUUCCGAUCAAUUAGUAACUAAAGAACAUCAUUCCUUAAAUCGUCAAGAACAAACAAUUAAAAAACCUCAUCUUCAAGAUAUAUAUCGUCCAAUAACAAAAACUGAAACAGAUGAAAUAUCUUCACAUGAUGAAGAAAAAAUUCCUUUAACUACUCAAAAUAAUUCUUCAAUAGAUGAAAAAAAGAAAUUGAAUAAUGAUGAAUCUUUAGUCAAUAAUGAACAAAUAAAUGCUAAAAAAUUAAAUUAUAUAACUAUUGAGAAAAAGAAAAUUUCUUCUCCAAAUCAAACACAAUUAUCUGAAGAUGAUGAUGCACCAAUACUUAUGCCUAAACAACAUAAACCAAUAAAUAAAUCUUCAUUAAGUAAUCAACAUACGGAAGGAUUAAUUCAAUCAGAACAUUAUCAGUUACCACCAAAAGAUAAAGUUAAUGAUAAUGAUGAAGAUGAUGAUGAAUAUCGACCACCAUUACCACCAAAACAACGUCAGAAAAAUAAUAUAUCUCGAGCACUUGUGUAUGAUUUUAUUGGUAGUGAAUUACAAGAAUUACGUGCAACUCUUGCUCAAUUUGAUCGAAAUUCAUCAACUGUUUAA